AUCAAAAUAGAACCAAUCAAUGGUCAAAUAUGACUGGGACAAUGCACCAUUCAUUACUCAAUCCCUAUAUAUACUAUAUACAAGUAGCUCAAUAUGAAUCAUAUAUAUAUAGUGGGUGCACAAACACAUAAUUAAGCUUACACAUCGAUCCAAAACAUACCAAAUAUAAUAUCGAAAAAUGACAUCAAAAUACCAUGAUCUCCUCCUCAGUUUCUCUCUCUCCUUAUUGUUCUCUUCAUGUUUCUCUGCGGGCCCAAUCGCCCAUUACUGUGGCAAGGGCUUAAACGACACCAACGGUAAUACAACUCUCUCUAAUGAUAUCAGCUACGUGCUCGCAGAUCUCGUCGCAAGGGCGUCGGCGGGAGGCUUCGCGAUCUCCUCCUAUGGAGGCGUCCGCAGCGAGAAAGUAUACGGGCUCGCGCAAUGUAGGGGCGACGUGGACGCGCGCGACUGCUCCGCGUGCCUCGCCGACGCGGCGCGGCGGCUGCCUGCCACGUGUCCGGGCGAGGGCGACGCGCGGGUGUGGUACGACUACUGCUUCGCGCGGUACGAAGUCGGCGUCGACUUCGCGGGCGCCGCCGACUUCGGCCUCGCCACGAUCCUCGUCAACACGCAGAACGCCACGAAUCCCGAGGCGUUCGACGCGGCGGCGGGGACGGUGAUGGGGAGGGCGGCGGCGCGCGCGGGCGGGGCGGGGGCGGGGUUCGGGACGGAGGAGGAGCGGUUCGACGCGAUCGACGUCACGAUAUACGGGCUCGCGCAGUGCACGCGCGAUCUCCAGCCGUUGAUGUGCGCGCAGUGCCUCUCGUCGGCGGUGGGGAUGCUCCGGGAGUAUUGCAGGUUUCGGCAGGGGUGCCAGGUUUUGUACAGUAGUUGCAUCGCACGCUACGAGAUUUAUCCCUUCUAUUUUCCUCUCGAUAUAUAAGCGUGAGGGUUCCUAGUAAAACCAUAGGGAUAGU
Messenger RNA from Ananas comosus (pineapple), 959 nucleotides. RefSeq names its product cysteine-rich repeat secretory protein 55-like. Lineage: Eukaryota; Viridiplantae; Streptophyta; Magnoliopsida; Poales; Bromeliaceae. The record is from RefSeq and is a predicted model, not a curated record. The transcript has a single exon. Bases 179 to 925 code for a protein of 248 amino acids.